CACAGCAUUUCUGAUUCACAGACUCGAUCAUGACUGUAGUGAGGACUCUUGACGUCAGAGGGGAGAAUCAUCGGUGAGGUCCAAUGGGGGGAAUAUCAAGCGAGGCAGAGCUAUCGUCCUACCAACAGUAUUAGCCAUGCUAACCGACGAACACCUCGCCUUUCCACUGGACCUAACCCGCCAAAGAUGACGGUUUUACUCAACUACGUGAAACAAAGGGCAAUUUAGUUCCUCUUUUAUGUUGUUCUCCGUCUCUUUCUGGGUCCUCCAUCUCUCUCGUAUGACAGGCACGGACUGCGCGCAAGCUCGAGGGAGAAAAAGGCAUUGCAGCUUCAUGGCACUGAGCUCGCCUGGAUGCAGUUUGCUACAAUGUUUUGCUGCUUCCAAACGUGAUUUUUAACUAUGAUUCACUCUCUUGCAGCAGCAAUGAGCAACCAACUUCAAAACACCUCUUCCCUCUCCACGGCGGACACGUGGAAUCUCCUGGAUGUGCGGAACUCAUCACCGGUGCGAACGGCAGAGCUGAGGCCGCUUUCCGUUAGCCCGUGGGACAUUGCGUUGUGCGUGACAGGCACGCUCAUCUCCUGCGAGAAUGCAAUCGUAAUUGCUAUCCUGUUCUACACGCCCACCUUGAGAGCCCCCAUGUUCAUUCUCAUAGGGAGCCUCGCGUUCGCAGACCUGCUCGCGGGACUCAGCCUCAUUCUCAACUUCGUCUUCAUCUAUAUGCUGAACUCAGAGUUUGUAACUCUGAUCUCCGUUGGCUUGCUGAUCGCUGCGUUCUCCGCAUCUGUGCUCAACAUCCUGGCCAUCACGGUGGAUCGCUACUUGUCCCUCUACAACGCUCUGACCUACCACACGGAGCGCAUGGUGACAUUCACCUAUGUCAUGGUGGUUCUCAUUUGGCUGGUGUGCAUCAUCCUGGGCCUACUGCCAGUGCUCGGCUGGAACUGCCUCCGAGAUGAGGCCAGCUGCAGUAUCUGCCGGCCGGUCACCAAGAACAAUGCCGUGGUUCUCGCUGUGACGUUCUUGCUGGUGUUUGCCCUCAUGAUGCAGCUUUACCUACAGAUCUGUAAGAUUGCCUUCCGCCAUGCGCAGCAAAUUGCUGUCCAGCACCAGUUCAUGGCCAUUUCCACCACAAAAGGUGUAUCCACGCUCUCCGUCAUCCUCUGCACCUUUGCCGCAUGUUGGAUGCCCUUCGCAAUGUAUUCAAUUGUGGCAGACUCUAGCUACCCGAUGAUCUACACGUAUGCAACAGUGCUGCCGGCGACAUGCAACUCGGUCAUAAACCCAAUCAUAUACGCUUACAGAAAUCCAGACAUCCAGAAAUCUCUGUGGCUAGCCUGCUGCGGAUGCGUGCCGUCCAACUUCUCCUUGCGGCCAAGGACAUCGAGCGAUGUAUAGGUCAGACUCACAUAAUUAGUUUGUACUGUAUCAGUGUUAAUGAUAUGAUGUCCUCCCUUGGUGGGAUCCCAGUCAAAUGUUGCUGGUUGUGCAGUAGGUGUUGCGAUCCAAGAGGUCAACCUGCUAUGUAUAAUUAGAUGUCUUUAAUGCAUAGUAGACCUCUAUGCACAAAAUUUCAAAUUAUACCAGAUGUGAGACCGUUCAAAUUGAACAUGAUCAGAAUAAUCCAGAUAUUCUGAGAUAUGCACUACAGGCCCAGUGACACAUAUACUAUUUAUCUAAAAAAAAAGAAAAGAAAACACCAUUAACAGUGAAAUACAUUACAAAACUGACCUGAUACGUGUAAAGAAAACUGUAAACGGUAGACAGCUUUCGACUACAUGUUCAUGCUAUAUGGAGUUCUUUCAGCACCACGGACAGCGGCAGGUACAAUGAAGCUAUUCCCUACUCCCCACUUCCAACACUUAAAUCUGUGUUCGCUUAAAAAUGUAUGAAUGACAGAGAGAAAACACGGUCCUGUGAGCAAAAUUUAUAGCGCUUCUGGCAUUUGUCGCUUUACAGCCAAUUUUAUCAAAUCACUUUUUUUAGAAACUGAAAUUAUGGUGCAUGGAAAAAAAUUACCUCUUUUCAUUUUAAUGUGAUUAUUUGUUGCUACACAUCAUUGGCGGUGAAAUUUCAUAAAUUUAAAAAACCAGGAGAAAAGCCAAUUUGUUUAGACAUGCUGAACUUGUUUAUUGUCUAACGUCCCUAAUGACAUUGAAAUAUCUCCUGCCACGAAGCUGUAAGGCAAAUCAUAUUUUCACACAUUUUUGGUCUCUGGAAUCCAUUAAGCACACGUCUUGGUGUUGGUGCAAAAUGGCAGGGUUAAUGAAGGUCUGAGUGCGAAAUGAGGUGUCAGCCACAACGCUUUAAUUUCGACAUCAGGCAGCAUCUUUCAAGGCAAUUUUGCGUAAGACCAACUGAGACAUGAACGCUUAAAUAAGACAAGUGCUCCUGGGUUUGUACAGAAAAAUGAUCCCGGUGAUUAUCAGAUAUAAUUGAGUGUGUAGAAUGUACAAUUAGUCCAUCAGAUCAAGGAUCAAUGUUAGGGGCAGGCUUGUGUGUAAAUAGAUCUGCAUGAAGGCCUAUUAAAAGAUCAGAUAACUAGGCCAAAAUGGGACAGAAGGGACUUCAGUUAAGAUUUAGCCAAAAGGACCUUGAAAUAGCAUGUAAGAUUUAAAAACACAACAUUAAAUCAGCCGAAUUGGAUUUAUACUAUGCUAACAACCAAAAAAAAAAAAAAAAAAAAAAAAAAAAAAAAAACCUAACACACACACACACACACACACAUACAUAAGAAACACAAAGGACAAAACCGAGAAACACUAUGCCUUUUUCCAAAUGGCGCAAAAGAAACAUCAGUAAAAGCUAAAAGAAUAGUUGUCAUAAUAUUUUAUAUGCAUAGAUAUUUGUUAAGCUUGACCGUAACAAAGCCUUGUGUUUUCGAGGGGGGUAUGAAUGUCACAGCUGUUCUUUGACGACCCCUCAUUUGCAGCAAAAUAUCUUAAUUUAGGCCUUACCUUUUCUCUUUUGCAAUAAUGAAUUAACGCGUACCGUUCAUUGAUAGAGCUACAAUCACAAUGAGGCCAUUGACAGAGCUAAUUUUACUUCCGGACUUGAACAUGAUUAAAAAACAGAAUGAGAAUAGGUGAGACCAGGGUGUUUCAACUCUUUAAAUCAAUUGUACUGUUUUCUAAGAUGUGCUUUCACAUUGUAGUACAAGUAUUCAAAGUUGGCCUUGAGAGCCCAUCCAGGUGCCCUCUAACUAACUUCAAUACUCUUAGUGACCUGUACGAAACCUGAUGGACUUUUACCUGGAGUUAUUUCACAGUCUGGACACUUUGGAACAAUUCUCCAGUGUUUUUUUUUUCUGCACGAUUGUGUGAUAUGCCUGAUUGUUUGUGGUUGUGUGUGUGAAAGCGAGAGAACCAUUUGUUUAUAUACCACUCACUUAUGUCAGGAGUGGGGUUCAGUGACCAGUCACACUGUGCCCACUUAUAAAAAAUAACCCACCCCACAUAAUACACAACAGUUGGCAAAUAUCAGUGUUUUUCAGCAAAUCUCUACCGUUAUGUAAUGUAUCUUCACUACAGUGUACUCAAUGGGAUGCCAUAGAUUCAGUUCGUUCAGGGGUGCAGCAGUUAUUUUUCUUAUGCAAUGCUGUAUGAAAACGUAUAUUUUUAUACACAUCAGGGCAUGAGUUUUAUGAUGUCGUUUUGGUGUGUGUGCGUGUAUAUGUGUGUGUUCUGUACCUGUAUUCUUAUCGAUGGUUUCCUAGAAAAAGCAAAAAAAAAAAAAAAAAAAACAGAAACAAAAAACAAACGAUCAAAAAAGUGUUGGCAAGGCAGAAAGUGCCAUAAUUUCACUUACUAGUGUCUUAUUGAUUUCAUGCAUUUAUCAGAUCAGUAAAAACAAAGAUUAUGAUUUGUAACAUCACCUGACUGUGUCGACAGCACCGUUCACCUUCAAAUUUGCAGCGGUCGAGGCACAGACUGGUGUCCAGAUAGUCGACAUCUAGGCAGCUUGACUACUAAACAUAGAUGGCAUAUAAUUUGUUUAGUAGCGGCUAGUUUGAACAGUUGGUUCUAAAAGUUAAAGCUCAAAAAUAGAGCCAGAGAACCAGGUGGUGCGCACGUUCUACGCCAAGGGAAUGGCUGGAUUCCACCCUCUCUCUUGGACACUGGUGCCCACUACAGCUAACGGCAGAGCAAUGCAGUCCUCUCUUUAGCGUUCUGUUGGACUGGGACAGCCCUUUUGUGUGCCAGACUACAGACAGAUGGCCCACCCCCAGCCUCAUGCUCAAAAGUGACCUAUCUAAUUACUAACACCACAGAUAUCAUCACAGAAUUGAAGUAUGCCAGGCAGCCAGCCAUCUAGAAUUUCACAUAUCUCCAGUCAGAAGUGGACAAAAUAUAAGAUGACUGCAUUCCUCUGGAGCUACAGUACAGGCGAUGGAGGCUUCUUUUUGAGAGUUACAAAGAAGAAAAAUCUAUCGUGAGACCAGCGUACCUUAGUCUUCUGUUGUGACGUCAGCGCUGGCGUACGUAAAUGGAGAGAGGUCGUCUGAAUGACGGCACCUAACCACAUGGAAGCUCUAUUACCACUAAAUCAGGCCCUGCUAAAAAUAACCUUGAAGAGCAUGAAAUGUUACAUUUAUCUAGGGUACUUGAAAUCCGUUUUCUGGGCCAUUAAGCCGAGCUCUGUGUCUCCCAUCUACAGCUACAAUAGAGCGAGAAGACGCCUUCCUAAAAUAAGGGAGGGGAGAGAGACAAGCCUUUAGAAGAGCCUCUGGGGUUAUGUAACCACUGCACCCAAAUGUAGCUCAUUCUCUGAAAUCCAAAUCUCUGUGCAUUACAGAUAAAGUCUCACUAUGAUCUACAAUCACUUUUGCAAUCUAUAGAGCUAAAGGAAUGUUUUUGUGUAGGUAAACUGUCAGCACAAUUACGUGGCCCUUAUUAGCAAGCGGUCAGAGAUGUGGAUGGGUGCUCUGAUACUGUGAUGUAAUUGUUGUUGAUAAUUUUCUUGCUUUGUUUGUUUCUCUUUGUAUUGUGAACUGAAAUCUGACAAGUACGAUGCACUUUAUGAAAGGUACAUGCUACACGUUGCAAUGUAAGUGUGGAAUGUAAUCCUUCCUAAAAAAUGAUUUAUUUUUUAUUACUGUAAAUAUGACAAUACUGAGACAAAAAGAGAGUGAGUGAGUGAGAAGAAAAAAACAACAACACCACGAGGAGAAUACUUUGUCAAAUAAAAUUCAGCAAACC
Cyprinus carpio (common carp) is the source of this 5201-nucleotide messenger RNA. Its product is annotated as G-protein coupled receptor 12-like. Gene Ontology annotation, cellular component: membrane. The coding region runs from base 403 to 1401 and encodes 332 amino acids. The record is from RefSeq and is a predicted model, not a curated record. Gene Ontology annotation, molecular function: G protein-coupled receptor activity. The transcript is spliced from 3 exons. Gene Ontology annotation, biological process: G protein-coupled receptor signaling pathway. Lineage: Eukaryota; Metazoa; Chordata; Actinopteri; Cypriniformes; Cyprinidae.